ACUACCCAAACUUUUCGAUGGCCUUAGGAAGAAAGAAAUGCUAAAUUAAGGGGACGUUUCUCAAAUAUUCUGAAGUUUUGGGUGCCAAAAAAUACCGUCGGCCGUUGCAGAGAGAGAGAAUGGAAUGGAGCGCUGGAUACCAUAGUCGUCACCCUACAGAUUCUGUAAAAUUUCCCAACUGGCUCCGUCUUUGGCAUCUGACUCCCUUCAUUUCUCUGUAAGUUCUGAUCUUUCCCCGCCUUCAAUUUUCUCUCAAAUUCAUCCAUCAGUUCCAAGCAUGAUGCUCAAAGAGAGUAAAAAUUCCGCCGGCGAAUCUGAAAGACAAUACAGAAAGCAUAAUAGUACUAUUGAUUAUUCUGAUGAAAAGAGUGAUAAGAAAAACCCUGAAACGCGUCCAGAAAAGGGUUUAGAUUUUCUCCGGAAGUCAACCUCAGAAAUGAGAAUGAGAAUCGCCUAUGAAGGCUGUUCUUCUGGUGCCGAUGUUUCUCAGUCCAAGAGGACUGGGUCUUCUGGUUAUCAGGAGCUCACUCUGAGCUACUUAUGCGAAAAUUCCAAACUUGGAUUUUUAAAUAGAGACGCGCCCUGUAAGAAAAUGGGAAAUAAUAAGGGUAAAGAAAUUGUUGUUGCUGAGGAUCAAACCGAUGAGGGUAACAGAUGGGUAGAGAGAGAUUUUCUCCAGAUGAAUGAGAACAGAGGAAAUUCCGCUAAGAGGGAGGUUGAGGAUGAGGAAAUUGAGGCAGGAAAUAGUGAAAAGAAGCCAAAGAUUGAAACUUUGAACCUUUCUCUGGCCUUACCUGAUGUUUCACUCUCCGUGGCCGGGUCAAACCGAAUCCCAAAUGGAUAUCUCCCUUCACUACUGAGGUCUAGCAGGAGCAUGCAUGAACAGCCAUCACAUAACAACAAUACCCAGACUCCAUAUUCGAAUGAUUUCACAGCUGUAUCACUGUCGUACUCGUAUUCGCACCCGAUUUCGCACAACCCCAGUUGCUCUCUUACUCGAAACUCAACAGAGAAUUACGAGUGUUCGAUGGGUAGUCAUAGGAGGGAGAGUGACCACAUUUGGAAUUGUGGGGAGGGUACUAAUGGGUCAGUUCAUAGCCGUUUUAGACCGAUUGGAGACGCUGGUGUGGUAUUGUCGAAUCACGGGAGUGGAAUUUUUGCCUUUGGGAGUGGUGUUGGUAUGGCGAAUAAGGAUACUUGUAAUAGCAGCUUCUACAUGACUACAAAAUCAGACAACAACUCGUUUUUCCCAUCUGAGUUGCCCGCGAGGCCUAGGAUGGAUGGUCAAUCAGGUGAUGAUUCAAGGGUAAAAGAUUCAGAAGGUUUCGAGGGGAUAGACAAGGGAAGAGUAGUUCAUAAGCUGUCCAGCCCUGAGAGGAUCCUUAUAGAGAUUGUGUCAGAGGCUUUACCUGUAAUGGCUCAGGUAAUUCAAGAGCUUCCUGACGAAACGGUUGAAUCAACAAAGGAAUAUUUGAACAGCCUCAUUACCACACCAGAUAGGAAAAAUGAACUGUUGGGCUUGCAAAACCGGCUUGAGAGGAGAUCGGACCUUACAAAUGGGUCUCUCUUGAAAUGUCACAAGAAUCAACUUGAGAUUUUGGUUGCCCUUAAAAUGGGUCUUGGAAGCUUUUUAUCAAGCAAAAUCAAUCUAUCCACCGCAGAACUAGUAGAAAUCUUUUCACUCGAAAGGUGUCGAAACAUAAAUUGCAAGAGACCGUUACCUGUUGAGGACUGUGAUUGUAAGAUUUGUUCUUCCAAGAGAGGGUUCUGCAGUGAAUGCAUGUGUCCCGUGUGUUUCAAUUUUGACUGUGCCAGCAAUACUUGCAGUUGGGUUGGGUGUGAUGCAUGCGCACACUGGUGCCAUGCAGUUUGUGGCAUCCAAAAAAACCUCAUAAAACCGGGCCCACGCUAUGAUGGGCCCUCUGCGACAACUGAGAUGCAAUUUUACUGUCCUGGCUGUGGUCAUGCUUCAGAAAUGUUUGGGUUUGUUAAGGACGUGUUCAAGUCUUGUGCAAAGGAUUGGGGGGAGGAAACCCUUAUGAAAGAGCUUGAAUGCGUUCAGAAAAUCUUUCAGGGGAGCGAAGAUUUUAGAGGCAAGGAACUGCAUGCUAAGGCCGAAGAGUUACUAGUUAAGCUUGGGAAAAAGACUAUGUCUCCUUCAGAUGUUUGCAGUGUCAUUUUCCAGUUCUUUGACUACACAGAUGGCCUGAAAAACAAUGUCGGCCUUCCUUCCUCCAUUGCUCAGAAAUCAUCCUUAACGUACAACCAUUAUAAUAAUGAUAAACAAACAAAGCCUCCUCCUGGAUUCAUGAACAACAAUGACCAAAUGGUUAGAGACGAAUGGUCUGUGAAGACGCCGAAAAAAGGUGCAGGAGGAGGAGGAGGACUUGACUGCUUGGAAAGUGUGGUGCGCAUUAAAGAGGCAGAGGCAAUGAUGUUUGAGAAGAAGGCAGACGAAGCACGGAGGGAGGCAGAGAGCAUCAGGAGGAUGGCUGUGUUUCAGAGUGGGAAGGUGGAAGAAGAGUACGCGGAGAAGAUGACCGGUUUGUGCGUGCUGGAAACUGAGAAACGGAGGAGGGAUAAACUGGAGGAGCUUAAGAUGCUGGAGAAAUCACACUGUGAUUACUACAAGAUGAAGAUCAGGAUGCAGAGUGAGAUUGCUGGCUUGCUCAAGAGAAUGGAGGCUACCAAACAUCAACUUUUGGUCUAAAACAUCCUGAUUACUCUUCUCUUUUUUAUAGCAUAAUUUCUUUUCAGCACAUUUUUUUUACUCCUAGCUACCCCUUGCUGAGUCUAAUAUGAUCCAAGUUGUUUUUAACUUUUGUUAAUUUAUGUAGUUUUUGAUAUUUUCUUACAGUUUCUCUCUGUAACU
Messenger RNA from Cuscuta campestris, 2872 nucleotides. The record is from the annotation of a GenBank genome assembly. Lineage: Eukaryota; Viridiplantae; Streptophyta; Magnoliopsida; Solanales; Convolvulaceae.